CUUUCAUUUGACGAUGAACUGAAAAUCCUUCCUGGCUGAACUUGACGUGUGUGACAGUUCUUCCUUUGAAGUGAGACUCUGGUCUGCCUUUUAACUUUGAAUUGAGGGUUGAAUUUAAAAUUGUCGUGUUGUAACACUUCCCAAAUGGACGAAGUCAAUUUCUCGUGGAGGAAUCUCACCGUGAUCACAGACUCGGGAUUGACCUGCCGGAGGCGUGCUCGGCCGGUUCUUAAAAAUGUGUCUGGCUAUGUCAACAAAGGGGAGCUGCUAGCCAUAAUGGGUCCGUCUUCAGCGGGCAAGAGCACUCUUUUGAAUGCCUUGUCGUUCCAGAACUUGAAUGGACUGCGGAUCACUUCAGGCGAGCGAUACGCGAACGGGAUGCUCAUGAACCCGACGGGAAUGACCUCGAUAUCUGGAUACAUCCCCCAAUUUGAUCUGUUCAUCGGUACUCUCACCGUCAGAGAACACCUCACCUUCUUGUCAAACUUGAGAAUUGGUGGCCAUGUAAGCCAAGAAGAGAAAGGCAUCAAAGUGGAGAGGGUCAUGCAAGAGCUGGGGCUGACCAAAUGUGCCGAUGUUUUAAUUGGCGUCCGAGGUCGGGUCAAGGGAAUUUCCGGGGGUGAGAUGCGUCGGUUGGCGUUCGCCUCUGAGGUUUUGGCGGAUACUCCUCUUCUUCUUUGUGAUGAGCCCACGUCCGGUUUGGACUCUUGGAUGGCCGAAAACGUGGUCGAGCAAAUGAGGAUAAUGUGCGACAAGGGCAAGACGAUCGUUUGCGUGAUUCACCAACCCAGUUCUGAUGUCUUCACCAUGUUCGACCGCGUCUUGCUCAUGGUGGAGGGGCGAAACGCUUUCAUGGGAACAAUCAAGGAUGCCAACGACUUCUUUGAAAAGAUUGGAUACCCCUGUCCUUCGAAUUUCAAUCCUGCCGACCACUACAUCUACAAGCUUUCCAUGCAGCCUAAAUUUGAGGACGAGUAUAUGGGAAGGGUACAGUACAUUUGCGACGAGUAUGAUAGUUCAAGGUAUGGAAAGUGUGUCUUGACUGAGAUUGACAAUCACGUCGAUAACCGGGACGAGCUCUUCCACAACGUGGGCUUUAACUUCUCCGAGCUCAAAACCUACAAAUCCCCGUGGAGACAACAAUUUCGGGCAGUGCUGUGGCGAUCUUGGCACUCGGUGGCCAAAGAGCCUCUGAUUGCCAAGAUUCGGAUUCUGGAAGUUAUAAUUCUUGCACUCAUUGUAGGGGCCAUUUUCUUUGGCCAAGAGAACAAUCAAGAGGGAGUAAUCAGUAUCAACGGGGCCCUUUUCUGGGUGACUAUGAACCAAACAUUUUCCAAUUACUCAAGCGUCCUCAACGUGUUUUGCAAUGAGAUUCCUGUGUUCAUAAGGGAACAUUUCUCCGGGAUGUAUCGGACGGAUGUGUACUUCUUGGCCAAACAAUUGGCUGAUUUGCCUUUGUUCAUCAUCACCCCUGUCUUAUUCAUGGCUAUCUAUUACUACAUGGUCAAUUUGAAUAAUGAAUUCGACAGGUUCCUCAUGGCGAUUCUCAUUAAUGUCAUGAUUGUUCAAACUGCAAGUGCCAUAGGGAUCUUCAUGUCUUGCGUUUGCCCUAGCUUGCCUGUUGCUUUGGCCAUUGGACCCACGAUUUUCAUUCCUUUGAUGAAUUUUGGAGGAUUCUUCCAGAAUGAAGGAACGAUCCCGGGUUAUCUCAUAUGGAUAAGAUACAUUAGUUUGUAUUACUAUGGCAAUGAGGCCUUCAACAUCAAUCAGUGGUCAGGAGUGACCAAUAUCACUUGCGAUGAUAACGCCAUUGCCAAUCGAGCUGAAAAUCGCCUUUUUAAACCUAUGUCGGCAAUGAUCGAUCCGUAUUACGCUCUUCGAAGAGAUCCUUCGGCGUGUGCAGCCACCGGCGAGGAAGUCUUGGCCUUUUAUAAUUUUCACGAGGACAACCUUUGGUUUGAUAUUAUUAUGCUCGCGAUCUUAUCGCUUAGCUUCCGUGUUUUGGCUUUUCUAGCCUUACUUAACAAGGCCAGAAGGAGAACCAAAUAAUUCAUGUGUCUCAACUUUGAAAAUUGAUCUGUAAAAUAAACCAUUUGAAAUAUU
Tigriopus californicus is the source of this 2103-nucleotide messenger RNA. RefSeq names its product protein white-like. Bases 145 to 2049 code for a protein of 634 amino acids. Gene Ontology annotation, molecular function: ABC-type transporter activity; ATP hydrolysis activity; ATP binding. Lineage: Eukaryota; Metazoa; Arthropoda; Copepoda; Harpacticoida; Harpacticidae. The transcript has 12 exons. The record is from RefSeq and is a predicted model, not a curated record. Gene Ontology annotation, cellular component: plasma membrane.